AUGUCGAACCGAAAACAUCGGGACAACCAAGAGAUAUGCGCCCGCAAGGUCCGGGAGUUGGCCCAGGCUGGAGUAAACAAACACUGCUUCGAGUGCAGUCAACCCGGGGUGACUUACAUUGAUAUCACCGUGGGCUGCUUCGUAUGCACGUCGUGCUCUGGAAUGCUGUAAGUAUGGAUAGCUUUUUCUAUAACAUGCAUAUUGCGCAUAGGCUAUUAGGCUACAUAUGCCUACAAUUAUAAUAAAACUACAAAACUAAGCCCAUUUCAUGCCAACCUGGACUCAGGGGUAGACGUAACAUAGUAAAUGUAAAUCCGGGACUCUCCAAUUAGUAUGGAAUGUAUUCAUUUGUGGAUAUCCAUUAUCCAUUUCGUAUGAUAGGUUACGAAUUGCAAUUCAUACAAUAUGUUACGAAUUGCAAUUCGUACAAUAUGUUACCAAAUUGCAAAACAAAUGAUAUGGCUAGAUGGCUAACGCUAAUGUUAACUAGGCUGCUAACGUUAGCUAGGCUAGGGUUUAGGGCAGGUUUUCCCAAACUCGGUGCAUGUUUUGGUUUUUUCCCUAGCACUACACAGAUGAUUCAAAUAAUCAACUAAUCAUCAAGCUGUGUAGUGUUAGGGCAAAAAUCAAAACAUGCACCCCUUGGGGUCCCGAGGACCGAGUUUGGGAAAUGCUGGAUUAGGAGUUAAGGUUAGGGUUAGGAGUUUAAGGUUAGGGUUAGGAGUUAAGGUUAGGGUUAGGAGUUAAGGUUAGGGUUAGGAGUUAAGGUUAGGGUUAGGAGUUAAGUUAAAGGGUUAGGAGUUAGGGAUAGGGAUAGUGGAAGGGUUAGCUAACAUGUUAAGUAGUUACAAAUUAGCUAAAAAGUAGUAAGUAGUUGCAAAGCUGCUAAUUAGAUAAAAUGCUAAAGUUGGCCGUGAUGAGAUUUCAACACGCAACCUUUGGGUUGCUAGAAGUUCCCUGUAUACGCCCACCCAUCCACCACUCGACCAAUCACCCUACUUAAUUUUUUUCCUUAAGUAACCUUCUGUCUUAUGUAACCAUACCAAACGUAACAUAAUUUGAGUGUCACCGGGGGCGCACUGCCUGCCCUCCAGGACAUCUACAGCACCCGGUGUCACAGGAAGGCCAAGAAGAUCAUCAAGGACCUCAGCCAUCCGAGCCACGGCCUGUUCACUCCGCUACCAUUUAGAAUGCGGAGAUAGUACAGGUGCAUCAAAUCUGGGACUGAGACUGAAAAACAGCUUCUAUCUCCAGGCCAUCAGACUAUUAAACAGUCACCACUUGCCGGCCCAGUACCCUGCCCUGAACUUUAGUCACUGUUACUAGCCGGCUCAACCCUGCACCUUAGAGACUGUUGCCCUAUGUACAUAGUAAUUUACCACUGGUCACUUUAAUAAUGUUUACACACUGUUUUAUCCGGACAUUGCUCAUUCUAAUAUUUAUAUAUCUCUUAAUAUCUUUCUUUAGAUUUUUUGGAUUUGGUUGUAUUGUUUUAUAUUGUCAGGUAUUACUGCACUGUUGGAGCUAGGAACAUAAGCAUUUCGCUACACCCGCGAUAACAUCUGCUAAAUAUGUGUAUGCGACCAAUUAAAUUUGAUUUGAUUACUAUGUUACGUCAAGUCUAUGAGACCAGGCUGUGCAUGCAGAUAAUGAUUAACCAGUAUGUUGCAUCUGCAGAUUAUAUUUUAGGAUGCUGCUGUUACAUUUGAGUAUUGACAAGAAACUGAAACUGUGACGCGCCCUGUAUUAAUCUAUGUGGUGUCUCUUCCUCCCCUUGGUGUCCUAUGCUACAGUUAAUCAGACUACUUUAUCAUUUUCAGGCAUGCCCGUAGUCGUGCUCGUGUUACGUUUCAUUUCGGCAUUGCACCAGGUUUGGCAUUCUCUUCAGGCUCAUGUAUUGUAUUCUGCAUGCAGACCAUAGCUCAGGUCCCCAACAGAUUAUAGGCUGUGGCUGUGGGACAUUUCGCAAGGUUUCACUAAUUCGCAGUGGUGAGAUUUCAGCAUAGGUUUAGAGUCUUGCACAUGCUGUCUCACUCCAAAGAACAGCCUGUCAUGAUUACAGAAGAAUAGCCUAAAGAUACCAUUUGCACAGUGAAUGAACACAAUAUUAUGUCCUGUUGUGUAAGCCUUCUCUACACUGGAUACAUUUGCACUAUGACCAUUUUCACUGUAACAAUCUAUUUUAACUUUUUCUCACAGUCACCUGUCAUUACAUCCAUUUUUUGAACAAUUUAAAUACCCUCUACUGCCCUUUCCUCUUUUAAAUGCAGUAUCACAAGUGUUCAUCUUUAGUGAUUUAUGUUGUUAUGAAUGUGGAGUGCCCCCUUUCACAUAUCUUACAUAUCUCUUUUAUCGGUUUCUCUUUUUCCAAUCUCUCUCUUCUCUCAGGAGAGGACUCAACCCUCCCCACAGAGUCAAGUCUAUCUCCAUGACAACCUUCUCCCAACAGGAAGUGGAGUUUCUGCAAAACCAUGGCAAUGAGGUGAGUGACAGGCAGGCUGCCUCCAUUAUCGACAGAGUCAGGUGGGCUUGUGGGCGGGACUUAACAGUAUUACACCUAUAUUUCACCCACCUCAUUUCAAUUCUGGGCAUAAUGCUCAAUGCUCAGCUGGAUACUUCAAUAUUUCAACAGCAGGAAAAGGUGAACAAAACACAAUUGUGACGCAUACUUGGACUCAGUAUUAAAUAUAUACAUGUUUCAUGUCCCAGGAUGAAUAGAGCAAGAAUAGAUUAUAUAGGUAUUAUAAAUAGAUAUCAUAAAUGAUAAAUGUACAUUAUUGAGCCGAGGCCACCAGGAGAGGGAUUGAGGCCACAUGAGAUAGAUUCAUCCAUCUCUGUCUAAGGAAUCGUUUUUUUUAUGUGAACUAGACUAUAUAAGGUCCAGAUAAAAUCUCAUCCAUCUUUAUGAGAUAGAAGAGGAUGCUUUAUGCUUCCCUGUCUUUUACCAGUCAGACCAAUAGAGUGUAGCACUGUUUGGUGGUUACAGGCUGUUUCUGGAGGAAUGUAGGUGCUCUGCCCAUUUUGUGCAGUGAAUCAGAUCGAACAUCGCAGUUACUGUACACCCAAACCACCUCAUCACUGUGUGUGUGUGUGUGUGUGUGUGAGAGAGAGAAUGUGUGUGUGUGUGUGAGCUGAGAGAGUGUCUGCAGUGAAAGGGAUCAAACUUUACAGUUGCACACAAUGAUACCAUUUAGUUAGAAACUAGUCUGUGCGUGCGUGCGUGCAUGAGUGUCUGAUUCAUUGCACUGAUGCAGAUAUCAGGUAGAAAAGUCUGGGUAGUCAGAUUUGGUUAGAUCAAUGUUUUGAUGUUGGUGAUUCAUAAUUAGUCAGUGAGCUACAGUAGUGUCGAUCAGAGCAAGUGACUCUAGCAUGUUAACUAAUGUGUCAGUAGGCAGAGGUGUCUACUGUUCAGUUUCUACAUCAUUAUUUUGGUGUGUGUGUGUGUGUGUGUGUGUGUGUACAUGUUUAACUAUACUUGUGGGGACCAGCAGUCCACACAAGAAUAGUAAACUAACACAAUUUGGCCAAUCGGGAACAUUUUGUUGGUCCCCACAAGGUCAAACGCUAAUGCUAGGGGGUUUAGGGUUAAGGUUAGAAUUAGGUUUAGGGUUAGGGUUAGGAGCUAGGAUUAGGUUUAGGGUUAAGGUUAGGUUUUCGGGUUAAGCUUAGGGUUGGGUUUAGGGUUAGGGGUUAGGGAGAAUAGGAUUUUGAAUGGGACUGAAUUGUGUGUCCCAGCAAGGUUAGUUGUACAAGACUGUGUGUGUGUGUGUGCGUCCACGUGUGUGUGUAUGUGGUGUCUAUUGUUGAUGUUCUGCAUCAUUAUUUGUGUGUUUGUGUGUGCACCCGUACGUGCGUCUGCGGCUCUGCACAUGUGUGUACGUGUGUGUGUAUGUGUGUAGGUGGGGAGGAGGACUUGGCUGUGUGUCUUUGAGCCAAAGACAGAUGGAUGCUUCGAUACAAGGGACUCCCAGAAACUCAAGGAGUUCCUCCAGGACAAAUACGAGAAGAAGAAAUGGUGAGGAAAUCAAUAAAGAUAUCAUCAUAUCUCCAUAAAGAUAUCUACAGUGCUGCUUGAAAGUAUGUGAACCCUACGUCGCUGUGGAGGAAUUUUGGCCCACUCUUCCAUGCAGAACUGCUUUAACUCAGUGACAUGUGGGUUUUCAAGCAUGAACUGCUCGUUUCAAGUCCUGCCACAACAUCUCAAUUGGGAUUAGGUCUGGACUUUGACUAGGCCAUUCCAAAACUUCCAAUUUGUUGCUUUUUAGCUAUUUUCAUGUAGACUUGAUUGUGUGUUUUGGAUCAUUGUCUUGCUGCAUGACCUAGCUGCAAUUUGAAACGAACGGUUCAUGCUUGAAAACCCACACGUCACUGAGUUAAAACAGUUCUGCAUGGAAGAGUGGGCCAAAAUUCCUCCACAGCGACGUGAGAGACUGAUCAACAACUACAGGAAGCAUUCGGUUGGAGUCAUUGCAGCUAAAGGUGGCACAACCAGUUAUUGAGUGUAAGUGGGCAAUUACUUUUUCACACAGGGGAAUUGGGUGUUGCAUAACUUUGUUUAUGAAAUAAAUGAAAUAAAUAUGUAAUUGUUGUGUUAUUUGUUCACUUAUGUUCCCUUUAUCUAAUAUUAGGUUUUGGUUGAAGAUCUGAUAACAUUCAGUAUCACAAAUAUGCAAAAGUAGAGAAAAUUAGAAAGGGGGCAAAUGCUUUUUCAUAGCACUGUACUUCGAACUCAUCCGAACACAUCCGAUCAAAGUUGUACACAUUGAGUUGAAUAUGUUGAAUGUCCACUCAAAUUAUUUUGUAGCACAAUGCAUUUACUUACAGUGGGAAAAUUAUUUUUUCGUUCUUAGUUUAGUUUAGUCUCAUUGAGAUAAAAUCUCUUCUUCAAAUGUACUCACAGCAACAUUGAACUAUUCUUCAGGCAUUUUUCGAAGAACAAGUGCCGGAGGGAGGUGGAGGGACCCUGGAGCCCGCCGGGGGUGCAGGCUUUACCCUCCUCUCACGGCCCCCCGCCCGCCCAGGCCCCAUCCCACACCAUGCUCCCCUCGGCCAGACGCACACUGGUGAGAUACAUAACUCCUCCAAUAGAUGAGAGAGGCAGAGGUGUAUUUCAUGUAUAUAAAGCUUUAUUAAAUUACAUUGAAAGGGAAAGUGAAGAGGGAGGGAGGGAGGGAGGGAGGGAGGGAGGGAGGGAGGGAGGGAGGGAGGGAGAGAGAGAGCAAGUGGAGAGAGAGUGAGAGAGAGAGAAAGAGGAGAGAGAGAGAGAAAAAGAAGUGGAGAGAGAGGUGUUACUGUGGAGAAGCGUAAUAGAGUUAGAGUUAGCACCAGAAUACUGAAUACUGUACCAGAAUACUGAAUACUGUACCAAUAGAGAUCCAAUGACACAGAGAGACAGAGGCGGAUGACCAAAUAAAUAACCCACUCCAGGUCAUCUUCACAUCAAAAAUAAAGGGGUGAAUAAUAGAUGAAGGGUUAAAUGAGGAUAACGUAACACAGAGGAAAAAUACACCCACCCACUGUGUGGUCCCACCCCCCCGUCUCCCCUCUCCUCCAGUCCCAGUCCCAGCUCUCGUCAAGAGUCCCCGCUAUCUCCCCUGCGGACAUGAAGGCGGAAGUGUUUACCGCCCGUGCUCCCUCACGCUCCCAGAGCUUUAGAGACCCCCCUAUGAAAGGUAGAACAGUUCACCUUCUUUUUUGGUACUAUGAAUAAUGGAACCUGAGGCAACAUGAUUUGACCCUGUUGUUUUUUUCUCUUUCCACCUCUCUAUCGUUAUAUCUGUUCCUCACUCUUUCUCACUCUUUCUCUCUCUGUCCUUCUCUCUACUGUUCUAUCCCACUCUCUCUCUGUCUGUCUCCCUCUCGCUCUCGCUCUGUCUGUCGCUCUCUCUCUCUCUCUCUCUCUGUCUGUCGCUCUCUCUCUCUCAGAGUCUCUACUGAGAGGUAUAGAGAGACAACGUCCAGGCUCUCUGUCUUCAGCGAUGGGACCCCAGAGCCACGCCCCCUCCUUUCCUGCACUCCCUCGACCCUCAGGUAAAGACCACACCCUCUACCUACAUAUCUCUCAUUUUCUCUCUCUCUAAUUUUACCUCCUUAGCCAGUAGCACUUUCAAUAAGAACUUCACUUUAGGUACUUCCUGUACUCUUCUGCUAUUACUUCUGAUUAGUCAAUUUCUCCCUUCAGUCCCCGAUCGGAGGAGAGAGAGAGAGAGAGAGAGAGAGAGAGAGAGAGAGAGAGAGAGAGAGAGAGAGAGAGAGAGAGAGAGAGAGAGAUUUUUAGAGAGUGGACAAUGCUCCUUUCAACAGGGGCCCAAUGGUAUUUCACAGCUCAGAAGUAUGCUAUGAUUCUGUCUAGGAACACAUUCAACUCCUGCUGGCUGCUAAUACAUGUAGCAUGCUAAACGUUUGUGCAGCCCAUGCAUGUUUUUCCUGACCAUGUGACUUGACCAGGCAAUAGCCUCACCAGACCAAGAUGGCAAAUAUAGCCUCAAUAAUCCAUUGAGGCUAUUGCCUGGUCAAGUCACAUGGUCAGGAAAAACAUGCAUGGGCUGCGUCUGAAAUAGCACCCUAUUACCUAUGUAUUGCACUACUUUGCGGGCCUUGGUCAAAUGCAGUGCACUAUAUAGGGAAUAGGGUGCCAUCUCGGACACACCCCCAGCCUUCCUUAUCUCGGCCAUCUUUGUUUGGUCUUCUCAGGUCGUAUAGUGUCCUCCUCGGGGGGCUUAGCCCCCUUCAGGGCCUUCCCUAAGUCUCUGAGUGUGGAUUUUGGAGGGCUCAGCCAGCAGCACAGUCACAGUGCCCUCAGCAUCACCCCCCCAGCCCCAGCCCCCGGCCCAAACACACACACAAACCACCAAGACCGCUACGCUGCCCUGUCCCAACUAAACAGUGUCUUCUCUGACAUGUCGCCUGGACCAGGACCUACAGGUAAGGGUAGAAGGAGUGUGUGGGGGGUGGGAGAGGGUGGGUGUGUGUGUACACAUUUUACUAUACUUGUGAGUACCAGAAGUCCUCACAAGAAUAGUACACCAACAAACAUUUGGAGAAGUGAGGACAUUUUGCCGGUCCUCACUAAACAAAAAAGUAUAUUUUAGGCUUAGGGUUAGGUUUAGGGGUUAGGAGUUAGGGUUGGGUUUAGGGGUUAGGGAAAAUAGGAUUUUGAAUUGGAAUCAAUUGUUGGUCCCCAAAAAGUCCUCACAAGUAUAGUAAGACAUAGCUUUGUGUGAGUGUGUGUGUGUGUGAGAGAGAGAGAGGUUAUUGUCAGCUACAAUGCAUAAUGCCCUUACUCUAAAUGCCAAGGUUUUACCAAGUGAAUUAUCCCCAUUGUGUUUUCUGCUCUCAAUACUACACCGUUGGGUUGUUACAGAACAACCGAGGAAAUAUGUUCCAGUUUUGAUUUAGCAAUGCUACUAACUGCUAACUUAACUAAUGAUAACAUAAAUGUGCUGGAACAAUGCCUUAGGCAUGUUUGAACAUAUAGCAUUGUUUUAGUCCCAUGAUUCAAUACUUACUAUCUCUCACCCAGGCAAUCAUAUACUGUAGGUUGAUUUAUGUGUAGUUUCUUUUGAUUCAUAUAGCCUUGAACUAUAAGCAUGUUUUUUACCCUGAGCACAGUCAAUACAGUUACACCUUGACCAAUCACACACUGAGAGUGGAAAAUGUGCACCCUAUGUCAAAUCAAAUCAAAUCAAUUACACUUGAUCUCUCAAAUCAGCCCCCAGCUGAGCCCUCUGCUUAUAGACGGGUUGGCUGACAACGUUACGAAAAUUAUGCACAUGCAUUGAUGAGGCAGAAGGCCGUAUGGUGUUAUGAUUCUGAGCGGUCUGAUAGCUAGCAACAAUGACAAGAAGCAUCCAUGUGGGGAAUCAUAGGUGGCUUGUUUCAGCUCGUUGUAGCUUUUUAUUGAUACCAUGUCUUGUUUUGAGGUGUUUUGACUCAUGUCAUGUCUUUGCUAAUAUGGCGAAAAAUUCAAAAGGCACUCGCACAUCUGAGCUAUCUUUGUUGCAGGUGCAUUGUAACAGUUGAAUAAUCACUGCUCUUUAAUAAGCUUUACGUAUCGGCCUCAAGGCCUUCGUCAGAGCUUCCUUUCUAUGCUAAUAUGGCAAAAAUUCGCUAGCCAGUUAACCAACAACUGUAAUGAUGUAGUUGAGGGACAACAAGUGCUCAUUGUGCAAAUGUAUUUAUGUUUUCAAUAAACAUUUGGAGACAAAAUAUAGUUUACAUGUUGUCAACAAUCUAAGCCAACCCUGUCUGUUUUGCCCCAUAGUUGCGCACGUGUCGGUUUUGUUUAGCCUAAACAACCAACCCGUCUAUGGUAUGUCUAUUUAUUUGAAUGUGUGUUUUCAGCACCCCCCGGUGGACUACCCCAGUAUAGCACCCUAUUUGGGAACCGCCUGUCCUCCAGUUCCACUCCUGCCAGGUAAUGAAUGCAAUGUCAAGCAAAUACACUUAACAUUCCUAUUUAAUGCAUCGAAGAAGUGUCGACUGUGUUAAAGUGCACCAGUCCCGGUACAAAUACAUUGUUUUAAUUGCUCAGGAUAUCUGCAUGCCCUUGGUUUACUAAUUCAUGACAGUCUCACACCAUAGCUGGAGGCAACUGCCAAUAUUAAAUUGACUUGUUUUUGUUAAUGUUCAUGAAUGUAAUAAUAUAUAGUUGGUCCUUCCUUCCUCUCUUCUUUUCCUUCUUUCUUCAGCUCUCCAGGUGUGGAUGCCGUGUCGGGAUCCCAAACAUUUGCAAGUAGGCAGUGUUACAAAAAUAUUAAUCAAUCAUGCAGGUGUAUAUAUUUCAUUAAAGACUUUGAAAGGCUUGAACAUAUCCAUUAACUAUUGUCUCUAUCUCUGUCUCUGUCGCUCUCGCUCUCCUUGUCUCGCUCUCUUCCUCUUUCUCUCUGUCUCCUACCUCCAUGUCUCAGACUUCCCCAACCCGUUCAGCUGCAGUUCCAGCUCUCAGCAGCAGCAGCCUGCCCUAUCCCCCAGUAACCCCUUCAACAGCUCCACCUCAGGAGGUAAGCUGCCAGCAGAGCACUGCUUAUUCAGCCUGGGGGAAAGGUCAAGAAUGUCCAGUAACACUUUACAUGAAGGUACCCCUUAAGGGGUAAACUGUAUAUAAGUAGUUUAUAGACAGUCUUCAUUAGUUAAUAGUGUAUGUACAGUACCAGUCAAAAGUUUGGACACACCUACUCAUUCAAGGGGUUUUUCUUCUACAUUGUAGAAUAAUAGGGAAGACAUCAACACUAUUAAAUAACACAUAUGAAGUCAUGUAGUAACCAAAAAAGUGAUAAACAAAUCAUAAUAUAUGUUAUAUUUGAGAUUCUUCAAAUAGCCACCCUUUGCCUUGAUGACAGCUUUGCACACUCUUGGCAUUCUCUCAACCAGCUUCACCUGGAAUGCUUUUCCAACAGUCUUGAAGGUGUUCCCACAUAUGCUGAGCACUUGUUGGCUGCCGUCCGACUCAUCCCAAACCAUCUCAAUUGGGUUGAGGUCGGGGGAUUGUGGAGGCCAGGUCAUCUGAUGCAGCACUCCAUCACUCUCCUUCUUGGUAAAAUAGUCCUUACACAGCCUGGAGGUGUGUUGGGUCAUUGCUCCUGAGUGGAGCAGUGGUCUAAGGCACUGCAUCGCAGUGCUAACUGUGCCACUAGAGAUCCUGGUUCGAAUCCAGGCUCUGUCGCAGCCGGCCGCGACCGGGAGACUCAUGGGCGACGCACAAUUGGCCCAGGGUAGGGGAGGGAAUGGCCGGCAGGGAUGUAUCUUUGUUGAUAGAGCAUGGCGUUUGCAACGCCAGGGUUGUGGGUUCGAUUCCCAUGGGGGGCCAGUAUAUAAAAAAAAAAAUGGUAUUCACUAACUGUAAGUCGCUCUGGAUAAGAGCGUCUGCUAAAUGACAAAAAUGUAAAUGUAAUUGUCCUGUUGAAAAACGAAUGAUAGUCCCACUAAGCCCAAACCAGAUGGGAAGAUGUAUUGAUGCAGAAUGCUGUGGUAGCCAUGCUGGUUAAGUGUGCCUUGAAUUUUAAAUAAAUCACAGACAGUGUCACCAGCAAAGCACCCCCACACCAUAACACCUCUUCCUCCAUGCUUUACGGUGGAACUACACAUGCGGAGAUCAUCCGUUCACCCACACCGCGUCUCACAAAACACGGCGGUUGGAACCAGAAAUCUCAAAUUUGGACUCCAGACCAAAGGACACAUUUCCACCGGUCUAAUGUCCAUUGCACAUGUUUCUUGGCCCAAGCAUAUCUCUUCUUCUUAUUGGUGUCCUUUAGUAGUGGUUUCUUUGCUGCAAUUCAACCAUGAAGGCCUGAUUCACAUAGUCCCCUCUGAACAUGAACAGUUGAUGUUGAGAUGUGUCUGUGACUUGAACUCUGUGAAUCAUUUAUUUGGGCUGCAAUUUCUGAGGCGGGUAACUCUAAUGAACAUAUCCUCUGCAGCAGAGGUAACUCUGGGUCUUCCAUUCCUGUGGUGGUCCUCAUGAGAGCCAGUUUCAUCAUAGUGCUUGAUGGUUUUUGCGACUGCACUUGGAAGAAACGUUCAAAGUUCUUGAAAUGUUCCAUAUUGACUGACCUUCAUGUCUUAAAGUAAUGAUGGACUGUCAUUUCUCUUUGCUUAUUUGAGCUGUUCUUGCCAAAAUAUGGACUUGGUCUUUUACCAAAUAGGGCUAUCUUCUGUAUACCACCCCUACCUUGUCACAACACAACUGAUUGGCUCAAACGCAUUAAGAAGGAAAUAAAUUCCACAAAUUAACUUUUAAGAAGGCACACCUGUUAAUUGAAAUGCAUUCCAGGUGACUACCUCAUGAAGCUGUUUGAGAGAAUGCCAAGAGUGUGCAAAGCUGUCAUCAAGGCAAAGGGUGGCUAUUUGAAGAAUCUCAAAUAUAAAAUAUAUUUUGAUUUGUUUAACACUUUUUGGGUUACUACAUGUUUCCAUAUGUGUUAUUUCAUAGUUUCGAUGUCUUCACUAUUAUUAUACAAUGUAAAAAAUAAUAAAAAUAAAGAAAAACCCUUGAAUGAGUAGGUGUGUCCAAACUUUUGACUGGUAGUGUAGUUUAGAAAUCAUUAACAAACAGUUAUAAUGGAGAAUUGGGGCCCAUGGAUUCUUGGUUUAUUGGAGGACACAAGAUAAUUCAAUUUACUGUGUGUGACUUAACACCCUUAUGUUGUGUUUCCCUAUGCAGGUGACUCCAGUGGGUUCGUCAGCUCUCCAACCUCAGUGUUCCUCCCGUCCACCACCUUCCCAACUCCCGCUAACCAGAAUGCAUUUCCACACAAGCAUGCCAACAACCAGGAAGCCAACGGCAAGUAGAAGUGGACUAUAAUUCUAUUCUCAUUCUAAUUGUCAUGCAAUUCUAUUCUCGUCAAAAUAAUUUGGAGAAUUGUCUCCAACCGCACAGGACAAGAGCACGCAAAAAUAGCAUUUUCCAUUUUGUGUUCUAUAUAUACAAAUUACAGUACAUGCUUUGCCAAGAAACACAACAGUUAGUCACUGGAGUGCUGCAUGGAUGUGUUCUUUGGCUGGGCUGCAGCAGCAUGCCAUGUCAUCUGUUAUGUAUGGGAUUUGGCCUGUGAUCAAAAUGAACUCCGCCUCCUCAAACCCUAAGGAGGCGCCAACAUCACAGCUAAUGAUGAUCACAGCAUAUUUUCCCAUGCUUACAUAAUACCAACUCAGCCCCCAAAUAUAGAGUUAGAACCCAUGAAAUUUGAAUGAGUGAAAUUUCUAUGGUCUGAGGGGCGUUGUCUAUUCUAGUAAUUAUAUUUCUAGGUUAGAACCCCCUUUCAUGUUGGAUGCUGGAUGUUGUCAAUGUGUUUGAAUGUGGUUCUAUGUUUGUCAGACUAGUAUUGGAUGUAUUAAUAUUUGGUCCUAAUGUAUCUCUGAUUUUGGGGUGUUGUUGGAUUUGUAGGUUUUGCCUCUUUCCCUGCACCGGACUCUCAACCCAAAGUUCCUCGUCCAAUGUCAGUGAACCCAUUCACUGUGAGUACCAUACCACACUAUAGCAACACUACCAUGAGCAUUGAGUGUACUUCAAUAGAUUUGCACAGAGUUUGUUGGGGAUUUGGACCGCUAGCUGCUUAAUUGUUAUGCUAAUGCUUAAUUCAAAAGUUAUUGGAGGGCAUUUUUGGUGCAGUAGAUGUACAGCAGGAACUCUCCCUCACCCUCUCUCUUUCCAUCUCUCCCUCAACCACUCCCUCCCAUGUCUCUUUCCAUCUCUCCCUCCCUCCCUCUCUCUCUCUCUCUCUCUCUCUUUCCAUCUCUCCCUCCCUCUCUCAGGGGAAUGUUUACCCGGGUAGAGGAACGUCGCGAAACCCUUUCAUCUGAUACCGGCGCCCCCGGCUACCCCCCGAUUACCCACCCCACCCCUGGGCACAUGAAGACCAGUGAACUAUUUCCAUGCCUCUAGAGUAUUUUGACCUUCAGAGAGAGAGGGGAAACGUUCAUGCAGGCUCCUCUCCCCUCUAUGUGUGUGUGUGUGUGUGGAGUCUCUGUACAGUAAUGUUAAUCCGUUAAAAUAAUGUGUACAAGUGCGUGUCUGUGUGUGUUUUGAGUGUGUGUGUGUGUCUGUGAGUGACCAUAUAUCAAAGGUGUUUGUGUGACAUUAAAAUCCACCUCAGGGCUCUGUGGGUGUCAUCACCAAGACACACACACACACACUUCGCUGUUUCUCCCAUGUCCCGCGUCUGUGCAAAAAUAGUCCCAUUCGUAAAACAGUACACCAAAUCAUCACAUUCUGCUUGCUUUUUGGAGACACCUCUGAAAACUGCCUUCAAAAACUCCCCAAAACUAGCCAGUCCAGUCAGUCG
Messenger RNA from Coregonus sp. 'balchen', 12782 nucleotides. NCBI's taxonomy places the organism in Eukaryota, Metazoa, Chordata, Actinopteri, Salmoniformes, Salmonidae. The record is from the annotation of a GenBank genome assembly.